Messenger RNA from Closterium sp. NIES-65, 1395 nucleotides. The record is from the annotation of a GenBank genome assembly. NCBI's taxonomy places the organism in Eukaryota, Viridiplantae, Streptophyta, Zygnematophyceae, Desmidiales, Closteriaceae.
AUGGCUACCCCCAGUGUCCUCACUUUUGAUGCUGAGGGCCGUGCCGUUGACUCUGAGGUCUGGGUCGAUGACCUCCAGCUGUUUUUUCAGUGCGAUAGGGCGGACGGCCUCUCCCUGUUUGACCUCACUUCUGGUGCCUCCCCUGCCCCUACUGCUGAUGCAAAUGCCACUGUUCGCUCACAGUGGGCCACGCACGAUGCUGCUGCUCGCCUUGCUGUGCCCCGCCACUUACCGACCACUGAGCGUGCGCACUUUAGCCAGUACAAGAGUGCUCAGACCUUGUACGACGCUGUAGUUGCACGCUACUCUUCCCCUGCCACUGCUGCACUGAGCCGCCUCAUGCUACCGUACCUCUUCCCUGACCUUGCUUCCUUUCCCACAGUCGCUGACCUCAUUACGCACCUCCGCACUAGUGACACUCGCUACCGCGCUGCGCUUCCUGCUGAGGACCACUUCCUCUCAGUUUGCCCCACCACUCUCACCGUUGACCUCCUCGAGAAGGCCCUCCUAGUGAUAGAGAAGAGCAUAGUCGCUCUAGGAGCCUCUCGUGGUGACCCUCGCACCCCCGUCUUUGAGGGGUGUUCUCCCUCCCCCCUCUUGCCCUCUGUUGCCUCUGCUGCUGUGGCCGACCUCGUUGGUUUCGAGUCGGUCGGCGCUGCGUCUGCCCCAAGCGGGAGACGCCGCACCGGCAAGGGCAAGGGGGGCAAGGGCGCUGGAGGGGCUGGAGGGGGCGAUGGAGGUGGUGGUGGAGGUAGUGGAGGGAGUGGGGGUGGUGGUGGGAGUGGUGCCGGGCGCGGUGGGGGUUUUGGUCCCUGCGCUUACGUCCUCCGUACCGGCGGCCGCGCUGGUGAGCAGUGCGGAGGCCCGCACUCCACCCAGCGCUGCUUUGGUCGCCUGACGGACGCGUGGCGUCGCCAGUUCCCAGAGGUGUCAGAGAUCCCUCGCUGGGGAGAUCUGACUAAGGCCGGGGUUGCUAUCUUUGAUCUUGACUUUGAUGCUAUUCUUGCUGCUAUGUAUGCUGUUGAUACUAGUGUUAAGGGUGCCUGUUACCUGUGUGUACCGCCUGACUCGGCCAUUGAGGCCGCUGCUCUAGGUGCUGGUGAGGCUGCUGCUCUAGGUGCCAGUGCGUCUGCUGCCCCAGGUGCUGGUGUGUCUGCUCUCUCAGGUACUGCGUCGGCUCAGGCCUUCCACAUCUUCACCCUGGACUCGGGUGCGUCGCGCUCCUUCUUUCGAGACCGCACCACUCUUACGCCGCUCAGUCGGCCGGUUGCAGUCUCCCUUGCAGACCCCUCUGGGGGUCCUGUCCUUGCUAGCUUCUCCACUGUCCUACCGUGCCCGGCAGCCCCCUCUGGCACCCUGUCAGGGGCGAGAGCGCGCCGCCCCUCACUCCUCUAA